CUGAGGUUCCCGGGCGGGCGGGCGCGGAGAGACGCGGGAAGCAGGGGCUGGGCGGGGGUCGCGGCGCCGCAGCUAGCGCAGCCAGCCCGAGGGGCCGCCGCCGCGACCGCCCAGCGCGCUCCGGGGCCGCCGGCCGCCGCCAGCACCCGCCGCGCCGCAGCUCCGGGACCGGCCCCGGCCACCGCCGCCGCGAUGGGCAACGCCGCCGCCGCCAAGAAGGGCAGCGAGCAGGAGAGCGUGAAAGAGUUCCUAGCUAAAGCCAAAGAAGAUUUUCUUAAAAAAUGGGAAAAUCCCGCUCAGAAUACAGCCCAUUUGGAUCACUUUGAACGAAUCAAGACCCUGGGCACGGGUUCCUUCGGCCGAGUGAUGCUGGUGAAACACAAGGAGAUGGGGAGCCACUACGCUAUGAAGAUCCUCGACAAACAGAAGGUGGUGAAACUGAAACAGAUCGAGCACACCCUGAAUGAAAAACGCAUCCUGCAAGCAGUCAACUUUCCGUUCCUCGUCAAACUCGAGUUCUCCUUCAAGGACAACACAAACUUAUACAUGGUCAUGGAAUACGUGCCCGGUGGGGAGAUGUUCUCACAUCUACGGCGGAUCGGAAGGUUCAGCGAGCCUCAUGCCCGUUUCUACGCGGCCCAGAUCGUCCUGACCUUCGAGUACCUACACUCGCUCGAUCUCAUCUACCGGGACCUAAAGCCGGAGAACCUCCUCAUUGACCAGCAGGGCUACAUUCAGGUGACGGACUUCGGUUUCGCCAAGCGCGUGAAGGGCCGCACCUGGACCUUGUGCGGGACCCCCGAGUACCUGGCCCCUGAGAUUAUCCUGAGCAAAGGCUACAACAAGGCCGUGGACUGGUGGGCCCUGGGGGUUCUCAUCUAUGAGAUGGCUGCUGGCUACCCGCCCUUCUUCGCCGACCAGCCUAUCCAGAUCUAUGAGAAGAUCGUCUCUGGGAAGGUGCGGUUCCCUUCCCACUUCAGCUCUGACUUGAAGGACCUACUUCGGAACCUCCUGCAGGUGGAUCUCACCAAGCGCUUCGGGAACCUCAAGAACGGGGUCAAUGAUAUCAAGAACCACAAGUGGUUUGCCACGACUGACUGGAUCGCCAUCUACCAGAGGAAGGUGGAAGCUCCCUUCAUACCAAAGUUUAAAGGCCCUGGUGACACGAGUAACUUUGAUGACUAUGAGGAGGAAGAGAUCCGGGUGUCCAUCAAUGAGAAGUGUGGCAAGGAGUUUUCUGAGUUUUAGGGGUGUGCCUGUGGCCCCACGGGUUUUCUUUUCUUUUUUUCCUUUUUUUUUUUUUGGUGGGGGGUGGGAGGGUUGGAUUGAACAGCCAGAUGGCCCCAGAGUUCCUUGCAUCUAAUUUCACCCCC
Molecule: messenger RNA, 1373 nt
Organism: Propithecus coquereli (Coquerel's sifaka)
Lineage: Eukaryota; Metazoa; Chordata; Mammalia; Primates; Indriidae
Gene: PRKACA
Product: protein kinase, cAMP-dependent, catalytic, alpha
Exons: 10
Coding region: 193-1248 (351 amino acids)
Biological process (GO): peptidyl-serine phosphorylation
Cellular component (GO): cAMP-dependent protein kinase complex; nucleus
Molecular function (GO): protein kinase A regulatory subunit binding; ATP binding; cAMP-dependent protein kinase activity
Source: RefSeq, a predicted model, not a curated record